CUGAUUAUAAUUUCAGCUUGUAACUGUCACGCACUUGGGUCGUUGUCAAAAAGUUGCAAUCAGACAAGUGGUCAGUGUAUCUGCAAAAACGGUGUUACCGGUUUAAAUUGCAACCGAUGUGCACAGGGAUAUCAGCAAAGCCGGUCACCGGUUAAUCCGUGUAUUCAGCACUGUCCGCCAUGUAAACCAGCGACUAACAAAUUGAACUACAAGAAAUUCUGUCGGCGAGAUUACGCUAUCAGUGCCCAAGUAAUAAGCAAGGAGGUCAUAAAUGGUUGGGUAAAGUUUCGGCUUCUUAUCCGAGAUACAUUUAACCGGAAUAACAACUAUUUUCCCAGACGUGGUGAACAAUCAUUGUGGAUUAGCAGCAGUCGAGUGCUAUGCAACUGUCCUCGAAUAAAAGUUGGACGACAAUACCUCGUUUUGGGGCGCUUCGAUAAAAACGACCUAAGCAGACCCGGAAUUGUACUGAAUCAGAAGGGUGUUGUUGUCGAGUGGGACGACGAAUUACACAAGAAGAUCCUUAAACUGCUGAAGAAAGAAAGUCGUGGACAAUGUCCGGUGCGACGACGUCGUCUUUAG
Messenger RNA from Enterobius vermicularis (human pinworm), 582 nucleotides. The record is from the annotation of a GenBank genome assembly. Lineage: Eukaryota; Metazoa; Nematoda; Chromadorea; Rhabditida; Oxyuridae.